Molecule: messenger RNA, 5831 nt
Organism: Gossypium arboreum
Lineage: Eukaryota; Viridiplantae; Streptophyta; Magnoliopsida; Malvales; Malvaceae
Product: TATA box-binding protein-associated factor RNA polymerase I subunit B
Exons: 4
Coding region: 277-2466 (729 amino acids)
Biological process (GO): nucleolar large rRNA transcription by RNA polymerase I; RNA polymerase I preinitiation complex assembly
Cellular component (GO): RNA polymerase I core factor complex; RNA polymerase transcription factor SL1 complex
Molecular function (GO): RNA polymerase I core promoter sequence-specific DNA binding
Source: RefSeq, a predicted model, not a curated record
UUCUUUUCGGCCCAAUUCCAUUUUAAAACCUCCCAAACCUCUUUUUCCCAGAAUAAAGAAAUUGGCUUUGCCCGAGUCUCUUUGUGACUCACCCAAAGCCUCGCCUUCUUCUCUUCGCUCUUGCGCUGCUUCGCGCCGUCUCAUUAGUGCCUCCGGCCACCGUCUGAAGCUGCCGUCGUGGUGAUAUCUGGUAAGGAGGUAAAUUUGUGAACAAAGAUAAGCUUGCGGUAAUAUUUGCUGCAAGUUGUUGAAAGUUUGCUGUCAGCCACUCAACAGAUGGAGCAGGAUUGCACCCAUUGGACUUGCAACUUGUGUGGGAAUGUGGGAAUGGCUGAUGGAUCAGAUGGCUACUUCUACUGCUUGAGAUGUGGGUCUCAGGCUGAUGACAUCAUUGAUACGGGUGUUGCUGAUGAGGAUUUUAUUGAAAAGGGUACUCAGGGUGGUGGUGCCCUUUACUUGGCCAGCCAUACUCGCCAUGCUCGUCAACCCAUCCCAGUCCAACCACUCUCACAAGUUGACCCCAAAUCUCUAGAAUUUUGGUCCCGUCUCACCGAAGAACCCGGAGGCCAUGAUGUUAAUCAAGAUGGAACGAGAGAUGGUGUGGGGCCCAUAGGCACAAGUGAUUUUGGCUCUUACCCUAUGUGUGCAUAUAGUUAUGAAGGUUAUUACCAGGAGGUUAGGAACAGGUAUGUGAUGGGGAUGCAGAUGAUGAUAGAAGCUCAAUGUGAGGCUUUAGUGGAGAAGUUUAAUAUGAAACCUUUGAUUUGUGGGAUAGUUGGACCUAUUUGGUUGAGGUUUUUGGCUAGCACUAGGGUUUUUGAUGAUGGUUGGGCCGAUGAGGCUAUUCAUCAAUCUGAGAUAAAAAAAUCAGGAGAAUAUGAAGAUUUUAAACCACUUUCUCGUCACAAAGCAGAACCUCACAACAUACAUGGUCAGAGAGCAUUAAUUAUAUGGCAUAAGUAUUUAAGAAAAAAAAUUCCGUUAUCUUGUUCUCUAGCUAUUUCUUUUCUAGGAUGCCAUGUUUCAAGAGAAGCAGUUUUGCCAUCAGACGUAAUCAAGUGGGCAGUUGAAGGGAAGCUUACCUAUUUUGAUGCUUUUGUUGAAAUUGAGAAACGCAUUGGACAGUCGUUGCCUCCCUUUCCUUUAAGUCUUAAAAGUAUGUUUAGGCCCAGACAUGCUUGUUCUGCUCAACAGUUGGAAUCACUGGCUGCUACAAUUGCUCAGUGCAUAGGCUUGAAUUUACCCCCAGUGAAUUUCUAUGGAAUUGCUUCCAGAUAUCUAACGGAGUUGUCUCUUCCAGUGGAGAAAAUUUUGCCGCAUGCAUGCCGCAUAUAUGAGUGGGCGAUGCCUCCUGAAUUACGGUUGUCAACAAACAAUUUUGGACUUCCUACUUGUGUCCAUGCGAUGGCUAUACUGGUUAUAGCAAUACGGAUUCUAUAUGACAUAAAUGGACUUGGGGUGUGGGAAAAAAGUUUGUCUAGUCAUAUGCUUCCUAGUAGAUCUACUGAAGCCACAAGGACGGACCCUGCAAGUAGUCCCAAAGUGAGUGACAGUGCUGAAAAUGGUUUUGGUUCUCAUAGUGUGGACUGUAUGGGUACUAGUUCUAGUAGAAACAUAUUACCUGAUAAUGAAUCCAAGUUUGAUGCUGCUGAGCUUUUGUGCAACCUUGAAGCAAGAUACAAUGAGAUAAACAAUGCAUGUGGCGGCGUUAAAUGUUUGAGAGAUCUUUCUAAAAGCAUGCCAUCGUAUCUACAAUUCUGUCAGGAUGUGGUAUUUGCUGGAUCAGAGCCGGCUGUGGACUUUUAUCAUGAAGAGAAAACUUUAAUUGACAAGCUUUGGGAUUAUUAUCAGAAAGAAAAGGGUUCUGAACCAGAAGAAGAUUUGGGAAGGCGACAUAGCAGUGCCGAUGGCAGCAUGUAUAAAGCGAACAAAAUAGCCCGAGAUAAUGAACAUCAUUCUAGUCCCUCCCAUGAAAGGACUUCUCAUGAAGAUAUAUCAACUCAGAGACACUCAGAUGUUGACCAUUCAUCUAUGACUUCAGAGGAACGUGAAAACUCAGAACCCAGUGACAAAGUUUCAGCAGAGACCAAUGAACAUAGAGCAAUUAGACUGAUGAAGAAAAACAUGGAGGAGAACAGAUUCUGUUAUAUCCCACCAAGGGUUAUGCUGAAGAGAUUGGAUUACCUUCAUUAUGCAAGGAAGAAAGAUGAAGGCGCCAUUACUUAUGUUGCUCAUGCUGACUACUACAUCCUACUUCGUGCUUGUGCCAUAGUUGCUGAGGUCGACAUGCGGAAUAUGCAUGUCGGGGUACUGAAUAUGGAGAGGAGAUUAGCUUGGUUGGAAAAAAGAAUCGAUCACUGCCUACAUCUAAUUCCUCCUCGUACUAUGUGUAAAUUUUGUAGUAAUGAACCAGAGCAAGCUGCAGAUGAUCAUACAAUUGGACUUUCAAAUCUGAACCCAUUGUAAGUUUCUAUCCUAGCUUUGUCUCUUAUUUCCUUCCACUCAUUUCUUCCCUUCUAUUAUACUUUUUAGGUUGUUAGGUUUUAGUUUUAGUUGAAUCAAAACUCAUGGUUUGAAAUUUGGUUCGAAAUCUAUCUGAAUUUUAGUUUUUAAGUUCUCAAGCUUGAUAUCAGAUAAAUUCAAAUUAUUUAGUUCUGUUCGAUUAGGCUUUGUUUACUUAAUAAAGUAUGAUCUCCAUUCUUAUAGUUGCCUUCAAAUUUAAUUAUUUUUGCUUGAUUUUGAUUUGAGAAUCUUUUUUCAUUAAUAAAAAAUUUGAUUAAGUUGAUUAGUUAUUUGAGUAGGAUAUUAGGAUACUGGAAUUGAACAUAUUCAGCCACCAAAAUGAAUCAAAAAACAAAUCAUAACCAUGUCUUAAAACACGCCCUUGUGUUAUGUAAUCAUAUGCUAAAAUAAAGCACUGAUCAAAUCAAUUUUAUAAUAACAUUACAAACAUUCUAAAAUAUCCAAACAAAUUACACAACAUUAUAAACAUUCUAAAAUUACUUUAUCAGCUGGAUUGAAAUAUUACCAAAAAUCAAAUAUGUGAAAAAGAGAAAAAAAGGGUUUCUAGGAAGGCUUUGAAAGUAAAGAGUUUUGCAUAGAAAUGUAGUACAAUUUAACUGCCUUAAAGAGCACCUUACAAUAUAGUCUUGAACCAAACAUUAGCUAGAGCUGAAAGGAUACAAAAGAAUUUCACUAUAAUAUUCUCCAUCUCCAUGGAACUUAGUACUGAUCAUGCAAACAUAACUAAAGUUCUCUUUAUAAUUUCACUAAAUUGUCUUCCAGAACCAGGCUUCCUCCAUAACUUAACUAGCCGAAGUUGUUUCUUUUAUUAUUGUCAGUGUUAAAACUUACAAGAAGUAUUUAGUGCUCUUCCUUGUUGAAGAACUGGAACCACUUGAACUUUGUCAUCAAGACCUGUUGUGGAUAGGAUCCGGUCCCCUUCGAACUCUUCUUUUACUUGAUCGAUUUGGAUCGAAUGUGUUGUUUACUACUUCUGGUAAUUUUUUCUCUGUCCUCGUUCCCUUCAUGUCAGCAGCCUUAAGAAUACGUUGAUUCGUCCUGAUAGCUAUUUGAUCUUCUCCUUGACCAUGCCUGAAGACAAGGUCUAUACUUAUCAAACCAGAAGCUUUAUCCGGUGCAACUGCUAAUAACCCAAAACAGAUAAGAAACAUAAGAAAUCUCUGAGCACUGCAAAUCAUUUUCCCUUUUGGUCGUGCACUGAACUGAAACAAACAAGAAAGAUUGAGGUUUCUCUGUUUUGUUGACAGUAAUACAGAGAGAAUAAGCUGGUAUGAGAUUGUGAUCAGUAAUGAUGUUCCCCUAUAAGCUUUGUUAUUUAUCUGUUAUUGGAUUCUGGAAAAGGACUUUAAAGCAUUAAAGCUUGGAGGGACCCAACACUAGUAGUAGAGGGAAUUUUAGAUUCACCCAAAUCAUAAAAAUCUGCAAUCUAAGCAAAUUAAAGCUGUUACAGGAAGAAUCUGACAAAGGAUGAAUAAAGGGGGUUUAAAACUUGGAAAUAGUACCCUUGACUUUGAGAUUUGAGAAGCCAAGUUUCUUUUUUUCAUUUGUUUUCGGCCCUUCCAUCUCUAUCAUUUGCACUGCUUUUAUCUGCAAUAACUAGUCCUAUCUGGAUCUUCAUCACUUGCUUUACAAUUCCAAGCUCUUUUUCCUAUGCAACCAAAAAAUAACAAUCACUUGGUUUCUUGUGCUAAAUGUGCAUUUUCUUUUUUUUUUCUUUUCCUUUUAUUCGGCUGCCAAAUUCUCAUUCAUUAUCGACUUAAAAAAAAAAUCAGAGCUUCCUUCUAAUCUAUUAAAAAUUCCUUGUGUAUUCAUGUAGGGAAGGGAACUGCCUUUUCCUUUAUGUCUGUUCCUUUUAUUUGGCCAUUGUUAUUGUGCAAAAUAUCACAUGAAAUUCUUAAGCAUAAAUUCUUGCACUUUAUCCUAUGUUUGUUUGUUUUAUAUGAUGGGUUUUGAUGUUGCCAUACGAGAUGGAUUGUUAAUGGUGAUUGUUCAUAGUUCAAUCUAUCUAUGGCUCGAACUUGUUGUUGAUUAAAGUGCUGAUUCUCCACUUCCCAUCUUCCUCCAUUGUUGUGAUGAAUAUUUGACUCCAUAAUAGCCAAAAAAAAUCACCUUUAAAACUAAAGGAGCUAAGAGCAAAGGGCCCCAUUAGUUUGAUCAGCUUCCCCUACCAUUGACCGUCUCUCUGCAACCCUACCAAGCCAUCAUGACAGAAAAAAAUAGGGAAACUCAAGACAAAGCAAGUGACUGAGUUUCCAACUUGAUCUUCUUUUUGUCUUUGGAAUUGGAUACAUGUGGUAUGCAUGCAUGCAUGCAUGUAUGAGCAGCUGAAACAGAAGAUGGUAUUAUUAAUUCAAUUUCAUUAUCGACAUGAAUAAGCUGUACUUGGCAAGACACCUAUUCAAAAGGGAAUGUCACCAAAAACAAGUAUUAAAAAGGCAUCUCAGAUGCUUAGCAGCCAUUUGCUUUUUAGAUCAUUCUCAUAGAUCAUAAUCUGACCGAUUGAUCUAUUACAUGUCAGAAUAUAUGCUAGCUAAAAGAAAAAUAGCACUAGAAAGCAGGAUUCGCCUUUCACUACUUUGAUUUUGUUUCCUGGUAAAUACAAAAAUAGGAGCCUCAUCUUCUAUGGCAUUGAUUUUUAGGAUGUGAUAAUAUAUUUUAGUCCUUAGGCCUAAAAAAAACCCUUCCAUAAUAGUGACCUUUUUAAAUGAAAAAAAUGGAUACUUAAGAAACCAUGUUGAAGGGUCCAGUUUAGGUAAACAAUUACAAUUAAAGAGAAAGAGAUGAACCAUGUUUAGGAGUGUUUGUUGUGGGCUUUUGUUGUUUUGGGGUUUUGGAGAAAGAUUGUGAUUUGAGAUAAAAAGGAAAAAGAAGAAAGAAAAGGCACACUACACUAUGCAAUGGUCCCAAUCCCUUGUUUUCCACAACAUAAAAUGUUUGCAAGCAACAACAUUAUAUAGCAAGCUUGUCUUUCAAGUGAGAUAUCUAUAACAUUCAUAAAAGGAUUAUAUACAUGUUAAGUACUGUGGAAGUGUUGCGGUUUGAGGCCGACACAUAGGGUUUUUUUUUUUUACUUGGCUGGGGAAGAGAAGAGAGAAGGAAGAGAAUAAUGGCCGGGAAGGAAAGAGAAGGAAGAAAGAAGAAAAGAAAAUAAAAGAUUAAAUUUCAUAUAGAUUUUAAUAUGAUCAUAUAUGUUGUAGUUUGUUAUUGAUUCACUUACAUUGAUGUAAAAUCAUAGUAGUUUUACACUUUUUCAUAUUUUUUUGUACGAUUAAUAUUUUAAUAAUUUAAUCAUUGAAUUCCCGAUAUAA